Molecule: messenger RNA, 1290 nt
Organism: Dovyalis caffra
Lineage: Eukaryota; Viridiplantae; Streptophyta; Magnoliopsida; Malpighiales; Salicaceae
Source: the annotation of a GenBank genome assembly
AUGGUGAAGGAAGUUGGUAACAUACUCAACACUGUUGCUGGAAAAGAUCCGCUGGAAGGUUUAGCAAUGAUCGAUAUACUUCAACGCUUAAGCAUUGACUAUCACUUCCGAGAGGAAAUUGAAGCAUUACUAGAAACAGAAUACAUGAACUUUAAAGCUCCCAAUCAUCAUCACGAUGAUGUUUAUGGAGUUGCACUUUCCUUCCGAUUAUUGAGACAACAUGGUUAUAACGUCUCUCAAGGUCGUCGGGUGAAAAAGGGCCCCAUGUCCAAGGGUGGUCCUGGACACGGAAAUGUGUUCAACAGCUUCAAGAACAAGGAGGGAAAAUUUGAUAUGGUUCUAAGGGAUGACUUGAAGGGUUUGAUGGCAUUAUAUGAAGCUUCACAAUUGAGUAUGGAAAGUGAAAAUAUACUUGAUGAAGCUGGGGACUUCAGUGCCAAGCUACUUAACCACCAUGAAUCUGAAAUUGUUGCAAAUACAUUGAAGAGUCCUUAUCACAAGAGCUUGGCAAGGUUGACGGUCGAAAACUUCCUAAACAAUAUUGAUAGCCGAAGUGAGUACAUAAAAGUGUUUUCAGAGUUGGCGAAAAUGGAUUAUGAAAUUGUUCGAUUUAUACAUCAGAAGGAAAUUCUUCGGAUUACAAAAUGGGACCUCGCAGCAGCUAAUCAGCUACCAGAAAGCAUGAAGAUAUCUCUUAAGGCUCUUUUCGACAUCACUGAGGAUAUUAGCACCCAGUGGAAAAAGUUGUGCAAUGCAUUUUUAGUAGAAGCAAAGUGGUUUGCUCUAGGAAAAUUGCCUAAGGCAGAAGAAUAUUUGAGGAACGGGAUCGUUAGUUCAGGGGUGCAUGUGGUGCUGGUUCACAUGUUCUUUCUCCUGGGUCAAGGCAUCAACAAAGAAACCGUUGAUUUUGUGGAUGGCAUUCCAGCCAUUAUAUCAUAUACAGCAAUGAUCCUUCGUCUUUGGGAUGACUUGGGCACUGCUAAGGAUGAGAAUCAAGAUGGUCGAGAUGGAUCGUACUUGGAGUGCUACAUUAGGGAACAUCCAAACAUUACCCACGAAAGAGCGAGAGAACAUGUUAGCCAAUUGAUUUGUGAUGCGUGGAAGCAACUCAACCGGGAAUGUCUCUCUCGGCCGAGUUCAUUUUCAGCAACUUUCACCGAGGCAUGUCUAAAUGUUGCAAGAAUGGUUCCUUUGAUGUAUAGUUAUGAUGACAAUCCAAGUCUUCCAAGUUUGAAGGAGCAUAUGAAGUCACUUGCUGGUCAUUUAGAAAGUAAACCUUCCGUUGGGUGA